GAAAGUUCAGAUGCUACAGGUGUCAAUAAACCGGCUUUGCUGUGAAGUUUUGUCGUGAGUCCGCGUACAACAUGCCUUUCAAGCCUCUCUCCAAGCACUGGCUAGAGGCUGCCACGGUGAUCUUAGCGGCCGGCGCGAGAAACGGGCGUACGGGGACGGUCUCGGGUCUGCCGGCGGGCCCACACGGUACCGCACCCGCCGGGACAGGCUCUGGUCCGCCGGCGGGCCCCCACGGCACCGCCCCCGCCCAGUUCGACUACCGCGUACUGAUGCUGCAGCGAAGCGGGAAGAGCGGCUUCAUGCCCAACGCCAAGGUGUUCCCGGGAGGAGUCGUGGACGCCUCGGACUUCUCUGAGGAGUGGAUGGACGUCUUCAAGGCGGCAGGACUGACAGACUUUAAGGAACUCACGCAGGUCGAAGUCCACGCGGACCGGUCUCCCAUGUUUACAGCACACAGGGACUCGCCAGUGCCGAACGAGGUGGGGUACCGAAUCUGCGCCAUCCGUGAGACGUUUGAGGAGUCCGGGGUCCUGCUGGUGCGGCCGUGGGCCAGCGGGCCGACGGGGCGGGCCCUUCCUGCUCCCGAGCGGGCUCCGGCGGGGUUGCCUCUCCCGGCCGCCGAGCGGGCCCCGGCGGAGUGUCCCGUCUCGGCCGCCGAGCUGGCCCGCUGGAGGAAACGGGUGGACGGGGACGCGCGGGAGUUCAUCAAGCUCUGCAAGGAACACAGGUGCGUCCCGGACGUCUGGUCUCUGUACGAAUGGUCCAACUGGCUCACGCCUGUAGUACCGGAUCGGCCCAAAAGGCGGCGCUACGACACCGCGUUCUUCAUCUGCUGCCUGGACCACAUUCCACCUGCCGCUCGGGACGACAGGGAGAUCGUCAGGGCACAGUGGCUGACACCUGCCGAAGUCCUGCACGACUUCCGACAAGAAAAACACAUCGUGCCACCCCCGCAGGUGUAUGAACUCUCCCGCCUGUGCCAGGUGCCGAGUCUGGCGGGCCUGCACCACUUCAGCAGGGAGAGGGGUGGGCAGGGUUGUGAGAGAUGGCUGCCGAUUGUCCUCCCUUGUGAAGACGGCCAAGUGACGGUGCUGCCGGGGGAUGACUUGUACCCGACCCACCCGGAAGUAUACCAGGGUUCCCCCCUCCCCUCCACCGUGGCCCAGCUGCGGCAGUCCGCCAAAAAUAUCCACCGGAGAGAGUCCCUCCAGCGGUCCGGCUUCCCCACCGCGAACUACCGCUGUAACAUCCCGCCCAGGUUCGGGCACCUCCCGCUCAAACAUGACGUCUUCGCGUUCGUCGAGUGGAUCCAGAGUAAACUUUAGAUACAGAGUCAGGGGAGGGACCACCAUUACAACUUUCCUGUGCAAUAUGUGAUGAUAAGUCAUGCAAAAACAAUCACCCGAAAACACAUUUACCUACAGGAUAUAGGAGUUUUCUUUUAAACAA
Branchiostoma floridae (Florida lancelet) is the source of this 1449-nucleotide messenger RNA. RefSeq names its product nucleoside diphosphate-linked moiety X motif 19-like. The transcript has 5 exons. Gene Ontology annotation, cellular component: mitochondrion. NCBI's taxonomy places the organism in Eukaryota, Metazoa, Chordata, Leptocardii, Amphioxiformes, Branchiostomatidae. The coding region runs from base 72 to 1325 and encodes 417 amino acids. Gene Ontology annotation, molecular function: hydrolase activity, acting on acid anhydrides, in phosphorus-containing anhydrides. The record is from RefSeq and is a predicted model, not a curated record.